AUGCAGGAAACCCUAGCAACAUCGACCUUGUUGUCGGUCCCCAGCCGAUCCUCAAUCUCCAUGCAGGACAAGUUCUCCACUGCAGGCCAGACUUCGACUGCAGGCCCCCAGCCCUCAAGGCCCUCAAUCAUCCCACCCCAUAGCAAGUCCAAGGGCUGGAAUUCUGGGACCAAAGUACAUUGGAUGCGCCGGAUUAUAGCCGAGGAUCCCGAGUGGUCCCUGUCCACCGUUCCCCUCCUCACAGAGCUCUGCAUUCAGCACAUCGUCAAGAACUUCCACAACAACCCUAUCCUGAAGCAGCUGCUUCCAGAGCACCAGCAGAAGGUGCUGAACCACUUGUCCCCCGACCUGCCGCUGGCAGUGACCGCCAACCUGAUCGACGACGAGAACUACUGGCGCCGCUGCUGCGAGCAGCGCUGGCCUGUGUGCCACGUGGCCAGGCACGGCGGCAGCUGGAAGCGCCUGUUCUUCGAGCGGCACCUGGAGAACCUGAUCAAACAGUUCAUCCCGAACACCACGGACCCUGCCGUGAUCCUCGACCUGCUGCCGCUCUGUGGGAACUACGUGCGCGGGCUGCGCGUGGACCAGUUCCUUCCGCCGGUGCGGCUCCCUCCCCAACCCCGGAGCGGGGAGCUGUCCGACUCAGGCAGCGAGGUGGAGAUGGAGGAGCCCGCCACGGACCACUACCAGCUGUGUGACUUGGUGGCUGGCCUGAGCCACCUGGAGGAGCUGGACUUGGUGUACGGGGUCAAGGACUGUGGCAUGAACUUUGAGUGGAACCUCUUCCUCUUCACCUACCGGGACUGCCACUCGCUGGCGGCCACCAUCAAAGCAUGCCACACCCUCAAGAUCUUCAGGCUGACCCGAAGCAAGGUGGACGAUGACAAGGCCCGCAUCCUAAUUCGUAGCCUCCUGGAUCACCCUGCCCUUGAGGAGCUGGACCUGUCGCACAACCUCAUCGGGGACCGGGGCGCACGUGCUGCAGCCAAGCUGCUGAGCCACAGCCACUUACGCGUGCUCAACCUGGCCAACAACCAGGUGAGGGCACCUGGUGCCCAGUCUCUGGCUCACGCCCUAGCACACAACACCAGCCUCAUUUCCCUCAACCUGCGCCUCAACUGCAUCGAGGAUGAGGGCGGCCAGGCACUUGCCCAUGCCUUGCAGACCAACAGGUGCCUCACCACCCUGCACCUUGGGGGCAAUGAACUGUCUGAGCCCACUGCCACGCUGCUGUCCCAGGUGCUUGCCGUCAACACAACGCUCACCAGCAUCAACCUCUCCUGCAACCACAUCGGGCUGGAUGGCGGGAAGCAGCUCCUGGAAGGCAUGUUAGAAAACAAGACCCUCCUGGAGUUUGACCUACGCCUGUCAGAUGUAGCCCAGGAGAGUGAGUACCUCAUUGGCCAGGCUCUCUGUGCCAACCGGGAAGCUGCCCGCCAGCGGACCUUGAAUCCUGGCCACUUCAUGUCCCCAGUCAUUGCCAAGGGCCCUGAGAACCUUGCGGGAUAAGGUGGGGGACAGGGCUGGGGCAGUGAUGCGACCUGGGCCACUGCCCUAGCCCCUCCUCAUUUCAUGCUCAGUCAUGCCUGCUGUAGAGUGACAUAUUAGAAGGGAGAGACCAUGGAUAUCCUUGGGGAGAGUGAUCAAGGGUGAUGUGGGAAAAGUCCUGAAGGGGGGAGAGGACUGGGAUAGGGGGAGAGAGGGGUAUGAAGUGGGACCCAUCCUCUGUACCCUGGAAGAGGAUAUUACCAGAACCCCUGAAAUGACUGACUUCUUCCAUGGUUAGGGGAGGCAGAGAAGAUUCUGAAAGCCUGUGCCAGCCCAGACUCUCCCAUGGAAAUUGUCCAUCUCCCUUACCUACUCUACCCCCUUUCCCCUGACCAUUUUCCUCUCUGCUAAAUAGGUGCUGGACUUCUUUACCUUUAAAAUGUGCGUGCCUGCACAUGUGGGCACACGCACAGCCUCAGUCUCUCUCUUUUCUUGGGCUACUGUAGGGCUUUGCCUGGCUCCUCUACCCUCACCCCUGUCAAUGCUACCUUGCUGUUCCUUGACUCACUGACUCUGCUAAAGUGAUCGGUUCUAUAGGCCACUCCAUCCCCUAAUUCUCACCUCACCCCACCCCCCACAACCCAGCAAGGGGGAAACAGAGGUGACAGGAGGGACUC
Messenger RNA from Neogale vison (American mink), 2165 nucleotides. RefSeq names its product t-complex-associated-testis-expressed 1 (gene TCTE1). The record is from RefSeq and is a predicted model, not a curated record. Gene Ontology annotation, cellular component: sperm flagellum. The transcript is spliced from 4 exons. The coding region runs from base 1 to 1509 and encodes 502 amino acids. Gene Ontology annotation, molecular function: protein binding. Lineage: Eukaryota; Metazoa; Chordata; Mammalia; Carnivora; Mustelidae. Gene Ontology annotation, biological process: flagellated sperm motility.